Molecule: messenger RNA, 909 nt
Organism: Trichoderma aggressivum f. europaeum
Lineage: Eukaryota; Fungi; Ascomycota; Sordariomycetes; Hypocreales; Hypocreaceae
Exons: 5
Coding region: 1-909 (302 amino acids)
Biological process (GO): regulation of mRNA splicing, via spliceosome; mRNA processing
Cellular component (GO): spliceosomal complex
Molecular function (GO): RNA binding
Source: RefSeq, a predicted model, not a curated record
AUGGCUUCCGCAGGAGAUGCUCGGCUUAUGAAGUCGACCAAAUUCCCUACCGAGUUCAAUCAAAAGGUUGACAUGCAAAAGGUCAAUCUUCAGGUCAUUAAAAAAUGGAUUGCCAACAAGAUUUCGGAAAUCCUGGGUAGCGAAGACGACGUCGUCAUUGAGCUGUGCUUCAAUCUCAUUGACGGACCUAGACAUCCCGACAUCAAAUCGCUUCAAAUACAGCUUACUGGGUUUCUAGACAAAGACACCGGGCCAUUCUGCAAAGAGCUUUGGAAAUUGCUGUUGAGUGCUCAAAGUAACCCUCAGGGAGUCCCCAAAGAGCUAUUAGAAGCAAAAAAGCUUGAGCUUAUGCAGGAAAAGAUUGAAGCCGAUAGAGCUGCCGAAAAUGCCAGAAAACGUCGCGACGACUCGGACCGCCGUGAUCGAGAGGUUGCAGCGUUGAAAGAUCGAGAUCGGCUCCUGAAGGCCGUGGAAGAGGAGGCCAUGGCUGGAGUGCGAAUAGAUCGCGCUCUCCCGAGCCUCGGCACCGCGCUUCUGGAGAUCCAUACCGGCGAGACAGCUAUGUCCCCCGAGCUCGGGGUGGCCGAGGGCGCGAUCGUGGCUGGCAGCGGCGACGAAGCCGCUCACCAUCUGGGUCAGCGUCAGAGCGAUCUCGAUCGCCAAGUAGCAGUGCGUCUCGUAGCGAUCGAGGCUCUAGGAGCCCUCCGCGCCGCAAAGGACCACCCGCGCGAUACAGAGACUCGAGAAAGAGGUCUAGGUCUCCUCGCGGCGAUGCCUACCGACCAAGGCGACAGUCACGCAAUGGCAGGGAUCGCCGCGAUGCUCGAAACCGACGCUCACAAUCUUCAGAGCGCACCUCACCUCCACCGAAGCGAAGACGGCAGUCUGCCUCUAGAAGUCCCUCCGUAG